GCCAGUACUAUGUUUGACAGAAAGAGUAGGUACAUGCGAUAUCGUACACUGCAUGUACCGUAAUAUGGAUGUGUUACAUUCGAUCACCGCAUCUGACUUCAACUUCAUCUGUCUUAUUUCUCUGACUUUGCUCAUAGCGCUGGCCAUUCUUACUCGGAUAGUCUCGAGCAGCUGGUCUUGCCGCAGACGGAUCACCAUACGCUCCUCCACCAUCUCCCCCUCCUUCUCCCUCUGCGCCUCCUCCAUCUCCUCAAUACACUUCUCGAUCUUACCUCUAAGCUUUGCUGCCGCAUCUCCGAGCUCUACCAUUGCCUCUACCAUGGCAUUCAACUUCGCAAUCGAGAUUUUGUACUUCGCAGAGGACUUCAACAAGGAUGCAACUAGAGCAUCGAGUGGGGCAGGCUCCCCUCUGCCUUCUGUAAGGGCCGCCGACACCUUAGGAGCUUGCACAACGUUCGCAAGCUUAGGGCCGUUAAUUGUUGCUGCAUGCUGAUCU
Suillus paluster is the source of this 496-nucleotide messenger RNA. RefSeq lists its product as uncharacterized. The record is from RefSeq and is a predicted model, not a curated record. The coding region runs from base 53 to 493 and encodes 146 amino acids. NCBI's taxonomy places the organism in Eukaryota, Fungi, Basidiomycota, Agaricomycetes, Boletales, Suillaceae. The transcript has a single exon.